Messenger RNA from Durio zibethinus, 2911 nucleotides. The record is from RefSeq and is a predicted model, not a curated record. Lineage: Eukaryota; Viridiplantae; Streptophyta; Magnoliopsida; Malvales; Malvaceae.
UAUAUUUUUUCAUGGUCGAAUCCUUUCUCUUUUGAAGAAGCUCUCCUUCAGGUAAUUGGAAUUCACGAUUUCGAUCAUUAAUUUUUGUCGGAAUAUCUUACUUUUUCUUUUUUUUAUUAUUGUUUUGUUCGAUUGCUUUCUUGUUUUCAUCUCGAGUUGGCUGUUUGGUUACUAAGAAAACGUAGGAAAACCAGAAAGAAGAGGGGAAAAAUGUCGGUCACGGCAGGUGUUAGUGAUACUGUAAUAGCAAUUAGGGAUAAACUUAGAGGCAAAAUUGGACAAACGAAAGUUAAAAGAUAUUGGCCUGGGAAAGCUCCUGAAUGGGCUGAUGAUGCCGAUGAAGAUGGCGAUAUUAGGAUGGGUAGGGCUGUUGCUUUAGAAAAAGCUUUUCCUAGUCAUGACGAUUCGGGUAUUGUUACAAAAGACGAUCCUAGGUUACGUCGUUUGGCUGAGAGUAAGAUUGAUAAUAGGGAUGAAAUUAGGGCUGCUCAUAGACGUAUUAGGCAAGCGGAGAUUGUGUCGACGGAAGAGGAGGAAAAUAGGAGGAAUGAAGGGGUGGAGGCUGAGGAAGAAGAUGAGGAUGCGCUGGACGAGAGGAGGAGAAGGAUUAGGGAGAAGAUGCUUCAGAUGAAACAAGAGGAAACGCCAUUGUUGGAGGAGGAGGAGGAAGAGGAAGUGGAGGAAGAAGAGGAGGAAGAGUCGGAGUAUGAGACCGAUUCAGAAGAGGAGCAUAUGGGGAUUCCAAUGAUGAAGGCGGUUUAUGUGCCCAAGUCAGAGAGAGAGACGAUAGCUGAGCGUAAACGGCUGGAGGCUGAAGAACGGGCUAUUAAGGAAGCAGAGAAGAGGAAGUUGGAACAUAGGAAGAUUGAGACAAGGCAAAUUGUGGUUGAGAAGAUUAGGGAGGAUACAGAAAUUCAGAAGAAUAUGGAGGCAGAGGCAAAUGUAGUUGAUGUGGAUACUGAUGAUGAGGUUAAUGAGGCAGAGGAGUAUGAAGCUUGGAAGGCAAGAGAGAUUGCUAGGAUUAAGAGAGAUAGAGAAGAAAGGGAAGCAAUGAUAAAGGAGAGGGAGGAGAUUGAGAAGGUUAGGAAUAUGACAGAGGAAGAGAGGCGGGAAUGGGACAGGAAGAAUCCGAAACCUGCUCCACCACCUAAACAAAAGUGGAAGUUUAUGCAGAAAUAUUACCACAAGGGUGCUUUCUACCAGACGGAAGUUGAUGAUCCUGCUGCAACCGCUGGAGCGGACAGUAUUUUUCAACGUGAUUUCUCUGCCCCGACAGGUGACGACAAUAUGGACAAGACAAUAUUGCCUAAGGUCAUGCAGGUCAAGCAUUUUGGUCGUAGUGGCAGAACCAAAUGGACACAUCUCGUUAAUGAGGAUACAACUGAUUGGAACAAUCCAUGGACAUACAAUGAUCCGCUUCGGGCAAAAUACAAUGCAAAAAUGGCAGCCGUGAAUGCACCUAUAGUAAAACCAAAAGGAAGCAAGAAGUUGAAGGAUUGGGAAUUGAAAUGAUAACUAGUUUCUAUCCAUCAUUUGAUUGGAGAGAAUUUUUUUUUCAAUGGCUGGCAUGUUUCUUUUAUGUUUUGCUUCCUAGCACCUGGGAAACUGGAUGUUUGAUGAAGUAAAAUUGUAAAAUUAGUUUCCUCAUGUUAGACUGGUAGUGGUAUACUGCCAUGAAUAUUAUUAGCAGCAAAAUAUGCAUGAUUCAUAUAUUAUGCUAUCUUUUUCGUUUAGUGUAAAAGAAAAUUGUUGGCAAGAACAGGGGAAUUCCAUCCAAAUUUAAUGAAAACUUUUGCCAAAAUGGAAUGGGCACAAAGAUGUGUGUAGAAUUAAAUGUCCCAAACAAAAAAGAAAACCUAAAGAUCGAAAUUGAAGACGUUGGAUUCCUUCUAAUAAGUGGAGAGAAGCAAGAUGAAAUCAUUAAAAAGCUUUUCUUUCAAGUAUUGUAUCCCCCAAGAUGUUGAUUAAAAAACAACCCAAUCUUUCAUGUAUAAUGGUUAGACAUUAAAAUACCAAGGAUUAAUGAGAUUGAAAGACAAGGACCUACUUUGUGGGAUUGGGGAGGAGUUGUUUAUCAUAUUCUGUCUGGACUUAACCUUUGAAUGUACCAAUUAUCAAUUUGUUCAUGUUAGCACACAAUUUGGCUAUGGUGGAGCAUGAGGGGGACAAUCCAUUGGUUUUUCUUCAAGGAAUAAUUGAUGGGUUAUGACUAUUAGGCUGGAUUUCAGAUGUAAUAGACUUACCCGAAGCCCAGAUAUUUGAUAAGCUUAAAGCUUAUUAAGAAUUGAAUUGAUGUCACAUUGUUUGCCAGCUUUUCUUUUCUCUCCCAUCCCAUGGCAGAAGAAUUUCCUGUAGAAGUCAAUUCUACACAGCCUCCUCCAGUAAUUCCCUCUUUUCUCUCUUGUAAUUUUGAGAUUUGAUUGAAAGUUUGAAUUCAUGGGGUUAAUUCAUUUUCACCAGAUUUUCUGUUGCUCAAAAUUUUGGAAGCAGUGAAAUUGAUUGGAUUGUUUAUUCAUAAAAAGCUUAUUUUUGAAUGUGUAGUUUUUGGACGUUGUAUGCAAAAGUUCCGGUAAGAAAAGCCGGUUUGCGGCCGGAACUAAGGCUGGAUUUGCAGUCUCAUUGAUAAAUAGAAAGUUGGGUAUUGGAGCUCCUCUUUCUUUGCAUAUAGAAGCAGUCAAAGAAGGGGAGGAGCCCAUUAGUUUUGGACCUGAUGCUGUUCUUGUGGGUUAUGGCAAUGGUUGGCUGUUGCAAACAGUUACUGAAGUGGAUUUUCCUGGUACCAGAAAAGAGGAAGGUGUCGAAGGGAUUUCAACACAGAUCCCUAAUGUAAAGAACUUUGAUGGCUUUCAUCAUCCUACCAAGGGGGCUUCAAAACCAGGGAUCAGUUAUCUUUACAUUGCAAAAAUUGUAU